Messenger RNA from Scleropages formosus (Asian bonytongue), 2453 nucleotides. RefSeq names its product zinc finger protein 143-like. Bases 164 to 2101 code for a protein of 645 amino acids. Gene Ontology annotation, cellular component: chromatin; PcG protein complex; transcription regulator complex. Gene Ontology annotation, molecular function: RNA polymerase II cis-regulatory region sequence-specific DNA binding; DNA-binding transcription factor activity, RNA polymerase II-specific. Gene Ontology annotation, biological process: regulation of transcription by RNA polymerase II. NCBI's taxonomy places the organism in Eukaryota, Metazoa, Chordata, Actinopteri, Osteoglossiformes, Osteoglossidae. The transcript is spliced from 17 exons. The record is from RefSeq and is a predicted model, not a curated record.
CAGAGAUUUCGACGUAAGAUGAAUCUGGGCGAGUCAGUACUGGAAGUGAACAGCAUUUUUGGCUGCAAGAACUAGCUCUACACAACGCGACACUGAGAACAUUUCCUGCCCUGAUGCAUGGUGGUCGGACGGAGGGAUUGUUGGAAAAUUCCGGAGGGAAACCAUGUUGUUGGCUCAAAUUAACCAUGACUCUCAGAGUGUGGUGGACUUCCAGAAUGAAGGAGGAGAGGGUCAGCAUGUCACACUUUGUUUGGCAACAGAUGGCGAUCCGGUGGACAGUAUGGAUACAGUUAGUUUGCAGGCUGUGACACUGGCUGAUGGGUCCACAGCAUACAUUCAGCACAACCCCAAAGUUUCUGUUUCAGAAGGGAAGUUAGUGGAUGGUCAAGUUAUUCAGCUGGAAGAUGGAUCUGCUGCUUAUGUUCAACAUGUUUCCAUGCCAAAAGCAGAGGAAACGGGGCCGUGGACCGGCUCACCUUUGUGUGACGUUGUAGGAGGUGACAGUCUGCGACUGGAGGAUGGUCAGGCUGUGCAGCUAGAGGAUGGGACAACUGCUUACAUUCACCACGCUCCCAAAGAGUCGUAUGAUCAGGGUGCCCUGCAGGCUGUACAGCUGGAAGAUGGCACCACUGCGUACAUUCAGCAUGCUGUGCAGGUACCCCAGUCCAGCACCAUCCUAGCCAUCCAGGCUGAUGGCACUGUGUCAAACCUGCAUGCCGAGGGUGCCAUCGACUCUGAAACCAUCAGCGUUCUGGAACAUUACACCGCCAAGGUGGAGACUACUCCAUGUGUCACAGCCUCAGGGUUGCUUGGCGGCAAUGGAUCGGAUGGUGGUGUACAGAUGCAGAUCGUUCUCCAGGAUCACGGGGCCAGCAACAGUGUGGUCAAGGUCCCGUCCACAGAAGAGAAGUCAUUUCGUUGUGAAUACAGUGGGUGUGGGAAGCUCUACACCACAGCCCACCAUCUGAAAGUACAUGAAAGAUCCCACACAGGAGAUCGACCAUACUUGUGUGAGCACCCAGGUUGUGGCAAAAAGUUUGCCACAGGAUACGGCUUAAAGAGCCAUACAAGGACACACACUGGUGAGAAGCCGUAUCGUUGUCAGGAGCUCAACUGUCGUAAGUCAUUCAAGACAUCAGGAGACCUUCAGAAGCACAUCAGAACGCACACAGGAGAAAGGCCAUUCAAGUGUCCGUUUGAGGGCUGCGAGCGCUCCUUCACCACCUCCAACAUACGCAAGGUGCACAUUCGUACCCACACAGGCGAGCGGCCCUACUACUGCUCGGAGCCGGGCUGCGGACGGGCCUUUGCCAGUGCCACCAACUACAAGAACCAUAUGAGGAUUCACACAGGGGAGAAGCCAUACGUGUGUGCAGUGCCAGGCUGCGAGAAGCGCUUCACUGAGUACUCCAGCCUGUAUAAGCACCACGUCGUCCACACACCCUGCAAGCCAUACGUCUGCAACCACUGUGGCAAGACGUACAAGCAGAUUUCAACACUGGCCAUGCACAAGCGCACCGCACACGAUGACACGGAGCCCAUUGAGGAAGAGCAGGAGGCCUACUUCGAGCCCCCUGCAGCCAUCGAUGACCCUGGAAUGAGCUAUGUUUCAGAGAAAGAGGGAGAUUCUGGUUCGGAACAGGUGUCUUCUGAAACAGCGGAGGUCAUUGAACAUCAACACAUGGCUCUCAUUACACAAGAUGGAACUCAACAGGUCAGUAUAUCUCAGGCCGAUGUGCAGGCAAUAGGAAGCACAAUCACCAUGGUUACACAGGACGGCACAACCAUCACUGUACCAACCCAUGAGGCAGUGCUCUCUUCGGGGGUAGCAAAUGCAGUGAGCAUGGUAGCAGCUGAUGGCUCAGAUGAACAUGUAACCAUUGUGACCCCAGAUUUAGCCACAUUCCAUACCACUCAAGCGGCGAUGGACCAGGAACAUGAGCAUCACUUGGUGACGACCAACCCUCACCCUGUCACGCUAUUGGCCACCUCCAAUGGUACCCAGAUUGCAGUUCAGCUCAGUGAACAGUCAUCACUGGAAGAAGCAAUUCGAAUAGCCUCAAGAAUACAACACGGAGAGACUCCAGGCCUGGAAGAAUAACACAUCCGCUUACUGGCUUCUACAGUGUUCAGGGAAAAAUUUGCUGAAAAUUUGUUUCUUGCAUGUUCAACAAGGGCUCUUGCAAUUUGCUUAUAGGUGAUUGUCUUGAUUUUUGUAAAUAUUUUAAAUAUCCAUGUGGUACAUCAUUCCACCUCAGCUGAAACAUAUUUGUGAAAUUUGAAGCACUGAUGAGAAGUCCUAAUCAAUUUGAACUCCAAAUUUUAUAAUUUUUGUCAAAUAUAUACUUAUGUCAAUAUGCUGUUAGUGCUUCUACUCUGUAUAUUUGACCUUUGAUAAUGUAGGAAUAAGGAAGGAGCUUUGUUGGAAACUAUUAAAGCAAUACUCUCCUGGC